UUCAGCUUGGGGGCCUUGAAGUAGAAUAUCGGUGGUGUCGUUUCGUGAUUCAGUGUCGUCCUCCGUAAUUGUUUUCUCAUUUAUGCAUCAUUCUAACAAUUAACAUUAAAAUUACAGUUAUUCGUCGUUGUUCCAUAUCAACAUUAAUAAACAGUAUGAGGAUUUGGAGAACAGAACAUACAUUUAAUCACUCAUGGGAGACCGUGACACAGGCAGCCUGGAGAAAAUAUCCUAAUCCAAUAAAUUCUUCCGUUAUUGGAACAGAUGUCAUCGAUAGAAAAGUUAUCGAUGGAAUCUUACAUACGCACAGACUUGUCUCGACUCGUUUUGGAUUUCCCAAAUGGGCUCAGGCAUUGAUCGGUCAUGCGAAGAUCUGUUAUGCCAGCGAGAAAAGCGAGGUCGAUCCUGUUAGUCGAGAGAUGGUCUUAAAAACGAGAAACUUAACCUUUUGCAAUCACAUAGCGGUGGAUGAGACCGUCAGAUAUACGCCCCAUCCAAAUGAUCCUGGGAAAACUUUGUUACAACAGGAGGCCGUAGUAACGGUCAGUGGUGUACCUCUUACACAUUACAUGGAGGAAUUAUUGACGUCGAAAAUUUGUUUUAAUUCUGGCAUGGGUCGCCAAGCGAUGGAGUGGGUCAUCGAGAAAUUACACCUGGAGGAAUUCGACGAUCUUUUAACGCAAACGGUCCGUCAAUUCGACGAUCUAACGUUGAAAACCAGACGGGGAAUGGACGAUCUACAGAGUGCCAUUAAAUCAUUCGACGAGAUUCACAAUCUUACGAGUUCACCGUCAUCCCAAUCGAUGCCAAAAUUUUAGCUAUGGUUUCGCGUUAGCUUCAAUCUAUUCAAUUGAUUUCAAUUAAAUAAAAAUUAGAAUGUUGAUGAGAAUGAUGAUGAUGAUGAUGACGAUGACGAUGAUGAUGAUGAUGAUAAUAAAAUCACGAUGGCAUAAACGAUGUGGAUGAGGAUGUGGAAAAAGUGAAGAGGGGAAGGAGGAGAACGGGAGGGGGUGAGGAGGAAGGGUGGAUCGAAUUUGCGAAAAGAAAAGAAAAGAAAAAAUAAAAUGAAAUCAAAUCAAAUCAAAUCAAAUGAAAUAAAGAAAAUAAACCUGUGCAGCCUUCCCAAAUCACGGCGCAAACUCACAGACGCCUUGAUUAGGGUCGUGUCCUCUCUUUCUGUGUGCCUUCGAUAUUUUUUCGAGGAUCAUCCAUUCCGUGCGAGGAGUACAGACGUGCUUCUCUUUCAGAAAAGAAAAGAAAAUGAUGAGAAAAAGAAAAAAGAAAGAAAGAACGAUAAUAAUAAUAAUAAUAAUAAUAAUAAUAAUAAUAAUAAUAAUAAAAGGAAAAUAAAAAAAGAAUGAAAAAGAAUGAGGAAGGAUGGAAUCUAAAUCUUUAGCAGUGUCAGGUUAUAGUAAUAAACGGGAAAAAAUAAAAAUAAAAAAUAAAAAAUAAAAAAAGGAGAAAACAAGGGAUCGUUUCAACAACACCUUUGUUUCCUUUUUUCUUUUCUUUUCUUUUCUUUUCUUUUCUUUUCUUUUCUUUUCUUUUUUUUUCUCUCCAAACGAAGUCGAUAAUGUAGUCCGCGAUAAUUCGAUAAUUAUUUCGAUGAUUAAGUUUUGUCGAUUAAUUAAAAAAAAAAAAAAAAACAAAACAAAACAAAACAAAAAUAGAAAAAAGAAAAAUGCGAUCUAUCUAUCCAAUCAACCAACCAACCAACCAACCAACCAAUCAAUCAAUCAAUCAAUCAAUCAACCAACCAACCCAUCCAACCAUUCAUCUUAUUUAUAUGAAUUUAAUAUUUCUGAUAUAUCUGUGUAUAUUUCUACGUACGUAUGUAUGUGCGUUUGUGUUCAUGUUUGUUUGUUAAUGUCAAUGUUCAUACAUGCAUAUAGACAUACAAAUGCACAGACAUACAUACAUAUACACACAAUACACUAUAAAUUAAUAUAAUCUGAUAAUGUUUCCGUUAUGUCCAUCGUUUGCCAUCAAGGUACGACCAGCAUGUUGUUUGUAGUAGUAUACCAUAAAGGAUGAAUUAUUUAUGGCAUUUUAUAUCCGGGCUCUCGAUCCACCACCAACCACCCACCCACCCACUCACCACCACCUUUCGUGAGUAGCAAACAUUUGAGUGGAAACAAAUGGUGUCCCCGGUACGAAUGAGAGAAAUGAAACUACGUCAGUCGGCGAAUGUGUGUCGCAUUCUAUCUAUCUAUCUAUCUUUCUCUCCCUAUAUAUAUAUUAUAUAUUUUCUCUCUCUCUUUCUCUCUCUCUCUCUCUCUCUCUCUCUCUCUCUCUCUCUCUUUUUUUGUCUCUCUAGCUUUCGUCUUUCGCAUCGCAUGUUUAAAGAAGAAACAAA
This is a messenger RNA of Vespa mandarinia (Asian giant hornet), 2356 nucleotides long. It is a transcript of the gene slmo, whose product is annotated as PRELI domain containing slowmo. Gene Ontology annotation, cellular component: mitochondrial intermembrane space. The record is from RefSeq and is a predicted model, not a curated record. Lineage: Eukaryota; Metazoa; Arthropoda; Insecta; Hymenoptera; Vespidae.